AUGUCUCGCAUCGCCGCCGCCUGCGCGCGUGCCGCUCGCCACACCCGCCCUCGUGCUCCCCGGCUCUCGACGCCUGUCCUCUCACUCGCAUCAGCGUCCCGCGCUCUGCCUCGCCAUGUAUCGCUGGCCCCAAGCGGCACACGCGCGUUCCACGCCUCGUCUCGCUCCCUCGGUCUCUUCCACUUCAAGCUCCACGAUAUCGGAGAGGGCAUCACAGAGGUGGAGAUGAUCAAGUGGCAUGUCAAGGUCGGCGAUGUCAUCGAGGAGUUUGACUCGCUGUGCGAAGUUCAGAGCGACAAGAGCGUUGUCGAGAUCACGUCCCCGCACGCCGGAAAGGUGGCCAAGCUGAAUGCCGAUGUUGGCAAGGUGAUCAAGGUCGGCAUGACCCUGUGCGAGCUGGAGACGGACGCCGUGGACGAGGCAGAGGCUGAGGCCGAGGCUGCACCAGAGCCCGAGGCAGCUACCCCACCACCACCACCUCCUCCUCGCCGUGAGGCCGCUCCCCCAACCCCUGCACCUGCUCCUCCUUCACCUCCUGCCGCUGCCGCUCCGCCCAAGCGCGCACCGCGCCCACACCCGCUCGACGACACAGCCGUCCGCUUCGAGGGCGAGGCCUCUGUGCUCCCGCAGGCCCCCAAGCGCCAGAUGAAGAUCCCCGACUCGGUCGAGGCCCGCCGCGAGGGUGGUGGCCAGGUGAAGCGUAUUGUCAAGGCAUCGCCGGCCGUCCGCGCCCUGGCAGGCCGGCUCGGCGUGGAGCUCGAGGACGCUACCCCGACCGGCGACGGAGGCCGCGUGACCCGCGAAGACCUUGAGCGUCUCGCUGCCGAGGGUUCGGCUGCCAGCUCCAGCUCGGCCCCUGCGCCUACCCCAUCUGCUUCUGCCCCCCGCCCAGCCGCUGCUCCCCGCCAGUCGUCUGCCGCCCCCGUCGACCGCGGCGAGAACGUCGAGCGCAUGGAGAUGGGCCGCACCCGCAAAGUCAUGUACAAGGCUAUGGGUUCGAUGGGCUCUGUCCCCCACUUUGGCUACGCACACACUCUGGACCUCACCAACCUCCUGCCCUUGAUGAAGGCCGCGAACGCACCGCGCUCCGAGCCCUCGGGCUACAUUGCGUCCGACGUGCCCGGCUCGCUGGUUCACCCGGCCCCCGUACCCGAGCGCGAGAAGACGUCUCUCCUGGCCUUCCUCGUCAAGGCGCUCUCGCUCGCGCUGGAAGAGCACCCCAUCAUGCGCGCCCGCGUGCGCGAGCAGGGCGAGCAGCGCUGGCUCGACGUGAGCCGCGACGCCAACAUUGGCAUUGCCGUCAGCGACCCCAAGUUGGGCCUCCUCACGCCCUCCCUCCCCGCCCUCGACCCGUCCUCGUCCGUCGCCACCAUUGCCGGUGAGCUGUCGGCGCUGCGCGCGCGCGCCGCCCGUCCAGGCCCCCUGCCGCACAUCACCCUGUCGUCCGUCGGCGGACUGGGCGAGGCGCGCGGCGCCAUGCCCGUCCUGCCCCCCGGCGGCGGACUAGCCAUCGCCGCCGUCGGCCGCGCCGCAUGGGAGAUGGAGUGGGCGCUGCGCGGCGGCGACAAGACCCGUGGUAAAGACCAGUUUGGCCUGUCGGGCGUCUGGGGUGUCGAGCCCGGACAAGUGGAGAAGGCCGGCCCGCGGGCGGUGCUCCGCUGCCCCGUGGGCUGGAGCGGCGACCACAGGGUGCUGGAGGGCGCCGAGCUGAUUGCGUUCACCGAGACGUGGAAGCGGUUCGUCGAGGAGCCCUGGCGCUGGAUGGAGGUGUAG
Messenger RNA from Apiotrichum porosum, 1773 nucleotides. RefSeq lists its product as uncharacterized. The transcript is spliced from 3 exons. Gene Ontology annotation, cellular component: mitochondrion; cytoplasm. NCBI's taxonomy places the organism in Eukaryota, Fungi, Basidiomycota, Tremellomycetes, Trichosporonales, Trichosporonaceae. The record is from RefSeq and is a predicted model, not a curated record. Gene Ontology annotation, molecular function: acetyltransferase activity; lipoic acid binding. Bases 1 to 1773 code for a protein of 590 amino acids.